UGCUUGGUGUUUGUUGCUGCUGCUGCGCCCUUUGAACAAUUUACUGGGCGUGCGCGCUCUCCCAAUCGGCUAGGCAGGUAGGGAAGAGUGGGCACGUUCCCCCCCUUUCAAAGAGCCCAGCCAAAGUCAGCCAAUCGCCAGAAGCGUCCUGGAACACGCCGCCAAAACAGCAAAUUCUGCGCCAGAACUUCAACGACACUCCAUCGCGAUACGAGACUUUGGCCAUCAAAAUACCACCAACAACGCCAUUUUUGCAUCCAAAAAAUCGAUACACUCCUUUCGCAAUUCCCGCUGAAUGAUUUAAAAAAAUUUAUUAGGGGUUUCCCCAGGCUUUUUGCCCCUCUCACCGCCCUUAGCAGCCAUGGCGACCCGGAAGGUUAGGAUCAAGAAGCUGGCUCCAAAAACGCCUCUAUCCGUCCUCAGAGAAGACCAAAUCGACCCUUCAGAAUACGAACAACUCACCUCCGAAGCCCAAAUCGCAACCGGUGUCGAACAGGCCGAGGAAAAUGAGUACCAUCUUCAGGCAGUCCUGCAGCAUGCAGGUGUCGCUGCCGACAAGGAAAUUCCCGUCCCACCACCACAGGAGAGCACACUCAACUAUGACGAGCUCUACUCACAGCGGUGCUCCCAGCCAUCAACAUAUAUCCGCUUCUCUCAAACAGUAGAAGAAUGCAUAGGAUGCAUGUAUGACAUGACGGAGGAGGACGAUGUUUUUCUCAAGGCAUACAACUCAAAACGAGCCGCCUCUGCCCAGCUCUCAGAAGAUGACUUUGAGAAGAUCAUGGAAGUGUAUGAGGACACCGCCUUCAUCAAAACCCCGUUUGCCUCAAUAGACCAGACAAUAGCCCCAUAUGAGGAGAUGCUCCAAGGCCUUCAAAGCUUGGAGAGAGGAAAGGUCAUGCCUCACGCCAAAGAGAUCUAUGAGUAUUGGAAAUCACGGCGGCAAGCUCUGAGCAACCGACCGUUACAUCCCACUCUCAAGUUUGAGAUCUCCCCUGACAGUGAUGACAUGGACCCCUAUGUCUGUUUCCGUCGGCGAGAAGUACGUGCCACUCGCAAGACAAGAGCACGAGAUGUGCUGUGCGCAGAUAAGCUCAAGCGACUGCGGAGGGAGCUUGAGGAUGCGCGCCAGUUGGCCAUGGCUGCCCACCAAAGGGAGCUUUUCAAGGCCGAGAUUCUCAAGACUGACCGCGCCAUCUUUGAGACGCGCGGGACACUCAAAGAGCUCAAGGUCAGGUUGGGGAUCAAGACCGACGACGAAGAUCUCGUCAACCAAAAGCCCCAGAAACGAAAAGCGCCAGAGGCCCCUGCCGUCCAGCGACCCCCACCACCUGCCCAACUUCGUAUGCCCGUACGACCAGAUGGCCGUCCUGCCGAGGCAGAUCUCUCGCAGCUGGCUGAUCGCCUUGCUGAGAAGGAGAACGAGCUCCGGAUUGAUAUCGAGAAGAAGGUGCUGACCCAUAGCGAAUGGAAUCGCAACUAUGUGGACUUGACUAGGGGUCCGUUGUCUCCGGUGCAUGGGCCCCUUCAAGAUCCCAAUUUUAGGCCAGCCAAGACCCAAUAUCUGAUGACACCACCAGCUUCGGCGUCGUCGGUAUCCAUGGAGGAACCCACCCCUAUGGAGCUUGACAAGCCAGAAAAGCCACGAGACUUUGGCCCGCUCUUGAAAUUUAGGGGAGUAGCUCCGGAUGAGGAGUCGAGAGCAAACCCGCCAUCGUACCGUCGGCGUAUUGGUCGUCUCAAUCGGCUGUGGAUUGAUCGUCGUGGCUUGGCUAGUCCUCCCCGUGAAGUCAGCGCAGAACAGUACGACCGCUGGAAGUAUGACCAGUCGUCGGAUGAUGAGGACGAGCCCGAGGUGUACGAGGUUGAUCCCUUUGAUACCCGGGCACUGAAAUUCCGCGCCUCUGUCCCGCCUCCAGUGUGGAUGACACACCGAGUAGUUCCUAACUCAAGAACUAUGAUGCCAGCCGCGCAAACUGCGAUGAUGCAGCAACAACAGCAUCAGCAUCAACAGCAGCAACAUCCAAUACCACCAAACCAACCGGCGUCACUACCAGCACAACUACAGGCGACGAAAUCGCCUGCACAAGUGAAGGGAGCAACAUGAAGUUGUCCUUUGUGCUUUUGUGUAUUUCGCCCUUAUUUUUCCCCGUCGCCCGUUCGGGAUGCGACGGGAACAGCAAGCCACAAAGGUGGUCUUGCUCUGUAUAUCCCCUCUCUCAACACUCCGAUAGUGCAUUAAGCGAUGGGCUUGAAACAAGAGGAGCCCGUCGUGGCUGGCGAGGAGUUCGGUGCAGUUGGUUUUUGUGUAGCAUAUAAUUGCGGAAGCGAGCGGGCGAGUGACGGAUG
This is a messenger RNA of Podospora bellae-mahoneyi, 2349 nucleotides long. It is a transcript of the gene EPL1, whose product is annotated as Enhancer of polycomb-like protein 1. Gene Ontology annotation, cellular component: NuA4 histone acetyltransferase complex; piccolo histone acetyltransferase complex. The transcript is spliced from 3 exons. The coding region runs from base 362 to 2107 and encodes 581 amino acids. NCBI's taxonomy places the organism in Eukaryota, Fungi, Ascomycota, Sordariomycetes, Sordariales, Podosporaceae. The record is from RefSeq and is a predicted model, not a curated record. Gene Ontology annotation, biological process: regulation of transcription by RNA polymerase II.